Molecule: messenger RNA, 3077 nt
Organism: Argentina anserina (silverweed cinquefoil)
Lineage: Eukaryota; Viridiplantae; Streptophyta; Magnoliopsida; Rosales; Rosaceae
Product: mitogen-activated protein kinase kinase kinase 5-like
Exons: 10
Coding region: 389-2542 (717 amino acids)
Biological process (GO): protein phosphorylation
Molecular function (GO): ATP binding; protein kinase activity
Source: RefSeq, a predicted model, not a curated record
AAAGGAUAACCAGAAGGUCGUCGAUCUCCAUUGACAUUGUAAACACACAGCAACAAGGGAGGGAGGGAGAGAGAGAGAGAGACGCUCACACGCGCAUUGUUCUUACUGGAUGACUUGGACGUCUCCUCCUCCACCAUCUUCAUCAUCAUCAUCAACACCUCCAACAGGGAUCAAGUUCUAUCACUCAGGUCGGUUUCCGCUUCUUUCUCAUCAAAGUAUAGUAGUAGCUUUAAGAUGAGCUCUGCAAUGAGGUUUCAAUUCCCAGGUCUUACCUCAACAAAGCUAAGUACGUAUUGACCAUAAACAAUUCCAUAUGUUUGAAUUAUUUCGAGUAAAGUAAACCACCUUUAUAUAAACCAAGAAACUACCGAGCUCUUUCCCCCCGUCGAUGACUCAUUUUGAUAUAUUAAGACCAAGCCUUCUGAUAUUUUCAACCGACGGCUUCAACCACAACCACACCACCACCGCCACCACCUGCCACCCCCUCCCACCUCCCCUCAUGCCUUCUUCUUCUCCUUAUUCUUCUCCAUCCCAUCAAAAGCCAUCUUCUUCUUCUUUCUGUUCAACUCCUUCCUCAGCUCUGAGACCGGAGAUCAGCAGAAGCGGCAGCGAUGUAAACAGCCCGCGGCGGCUCACGCGCCAGGUGAAUCUGCGCUACAUCAGCAACCAGGAUCUUAACUCGUACGUUGUCCCGGAAAAGUCUCGCUCUUCGCCUGCCUCGCCUGAGUAUUCGACCCGUCAAUCACGCUCUCAGAGUGGCGAGUCAAACCCGCCGAUUUCGCGCUCACCCAGGGGCGAGUCAGCCCCGAGUUCUCGGUCUUCGGUGGGUGACUCGGCCCGCAAGUCAUGCUCUUCUCCUUCUCUGGUUGCUGGGCCUCAAGUCCCACACCCCUUGCCGCUCCCGGAAUUUGCGAUGAGCAACCGGAGAACCGAGUGCGCCGCCAAAGUUAACAACUUCUUCAGUCAUGUGGGGGUUGGCAGGAAAAGUGCGGACCACAUGCCCACAACUUCGUCGUCGUCGGCGGCAAAAUGUUGCAAGAAUCGCCGGCAAGAUGUAAAUAAUUCCGGCGGGGGUGGCGGUGGGGGCUUUCAUUUCAACUUGGGGUUGAAUGUUCAAUCUAGGACUAAUGUGAAGAGUGCUCCAUAUACUGUGCCUCUAAGCCCACAAAGAGCACAAACGAUGGACUGUUUGCCUUCAUAUUCGUCACAUGUUGGAGCCAACAACUAUAACAGGGGAAUGGGAGUGGGAGUGUCACCGGAGGCUAUAUUUGAACGUGAAUCCUACAACUUGAGCAGGAGUGCUCCAACCAGUGUUUUGUCAAGUCCUGCAGUUAGCCCCCGCAGAUCAAACGUUGCGGAUCCUUUUCAUAUGUUCAUGCCUCAACAUGAUCAGUAUCACGAUAAUGGUGCUACCUUUCCCUCGUUGUUGUUGUCGCCAGAGAAACCUACACCUGCACUUAGUCCAGCUCAUUCUCCACUUCACAGCCCUACGCCUCGGAGUCCACGCUACAGCCCCAAUUGUUCGAACUAUGACAAUAAUAGUCUUGCCACUGCUCACCCGUUGCCUCUGCCUCCUGGAGCCUCAGUACCAACACAGCCGCCAGCUGCCAUUAUGCAUCAAAAUAUAGCACCUAUAGCACCCAAUGUAGCCGUAUCAUCGAUGAAAGGUCAAUGGCAGAAGGGGAAGCUUAUCGGACGGGGUACCUUUGGUAGUGUCUAUAUUGCAACCAACCGAGAAACAGGAGCCUUGUGUGCUAUGAAGGAAGUUGAUUUUUUUCCUGAUGAUCCCAAAUGUGCUGAAAGUAUAAAGCAGUUGGAGCAGGAAAUUAAAGUCCUCCGCACACUAAAGCAUCCAAAUAUUGUGCAGUACUAUGGUAGUGAAGUGAUUGAUGAUCAUUUCUACAUAUAUUUAGAAUAUGUACACCCUGGGUCCAUUAAUAAUUAUGUCCGAGACCAUAUUGGAGCUAUGACGGAAUCCGUAGUUCGCAAUUUCACUCGCCAUAUCCUCCAUGGGCUGGCUUAUUUGCAUGACACGAAGACAAUUCACAGGGAUAUAAAAGGUGCAAAUUUGCUUGUCGACGCAUCAGGCGUUGUCAAACUUGCCGACUUUGGAAUGGCAAAACAUCUUGGUGCACAUUCAUAUAAUCUUUCUUUGAAGGGCAGUCCAUACUGGAUGGCUCCUGAGGUCAUAAAGGCUGUCAUACAGAAUGAUGGAGAUCCUAAUCUUGCUUUGGCUGUUGAUAUAUGGAGUUUGGGUUGCACCAUUAUUGAGAUGUUCAAUGGAAAACCGCCUUGGAGUGAAUUUGAAGGGCCACAAGCUAUGUUCAAGGUUCUGCACAGAACCCCGGAUAUACCAGAAAAAUUAUCUCCAGAAGGAAAAGAAUUCCUCAAUUUUUGCUUCAAAAGGAACCCGGCAGAAAGGCCAUCAGCCAAGAAGCUACUUGAUCAUCCUUUUGUACGGAGUUCAAAUGACCAAAAUGUCUCAUCCUCCACUCGGGCUUUUUCUCUGGUAAAUCUUACGUACCCCAAGGGACCAUAUUAAGGAAAAACUUAGUUGAGUGCUGGUUCGUCCGCGCACGUCUAAUUGAGAGGUGAAAGAAGAGCCUGGAUCCUAGAAGAUGAUCCAUCCAUGUCCGUGGCUGCAGCCCUUGUUCAAAAUUCAAGCAUCCUGCAAUUCCCAUUUGUCUGAUUUGAACCACUAUACUUCUGCUAUGGCGCAAUCAUAAUCAUGAUUGAUGGUUCUGGAUGAAAUGCAUGGUGCAGCUGAUUUGAGAUUUUCCAUUGCCUAUUUUAUCAUCAUGCAGUGGGAUUCAUAUUCGGAUGCACCUGCUUAUAUGACUAUCAUCAAGUUGAAAAUUUGCACAUAACACGAAGGGUUCAUCAUGUAUCAUCCUCGAGGAGAUAACUGAUCUGACUGAGUAGAUAGCUAAAACCUGUAUUCUGUAGGAAGAUAGAUACAUGUUGCACAUAGAUGGGUGUAGUCAUCUUAAUCUGUAAAAAAUUGAUUUGUAUGGGUUCACAAAAGAAACAAAUCUCGACUUAUUUUGCGAAUGGUAAUCUUCAUUACAAAGUACAAA